This is a messenger RNA of Eriocheir sinensis (Chinese mitten crab), 4885 nucleotides long. RefSeq names its product sodium- and chloride-dependent glycine transporter 2-like. Gene Ontology annotation, cellular component: membrane. The record is from RefSeq and is a predicted model, not a curated record. The transcript has 15 exons. NCBI's taxonomy places the organism in Eukaryota, Metazoa, Arthropoda, Malacostraca, Decapoda, Varunidae. The coding region runs from base 230 to 2062 and encodes 610 amino acids. Gene Ontology annotation, molecular function: glycine transmembrane transporter activity. Gene Ontology annotation, biological process: sodium ion transmembrane transport.
AUCUGCCUGUCUCCCCGCGACCUUAACCCGCUGCCAGUUGCCGCCUGUCUGCCCUGAGUCGCGGACGCUGAACAGGAGAGGUGACAGCUGACGCCCUAAGGGAAAACGGGGACAAGAUACUCCUUCUGUGCCUUCGUCUGUGUCUCCGGCUGUACCUCCACCGCCGCCGCUACCACCUGCGUCAUUAGUGAAUACCUGGUCAUCUUUUUAAUUACAUCCAGCACGCACUAUGGGGCAGGACGAGAACAAGCAGCGGGGCAACUGGUCUUCUAACAAGGACUACAUCCUCUCCUUGGCCGGGUAUGCGGUGGGCCUGGGUAACCUUUGGCGCUUCCCCUACCUCUGCUACAAGAACGGAGGAGGUGCGUUUCUCAUCCCGUACCUGGUGAUGGUGGUGCUGGUGGGGGUCCCUCUGUUCCUCCUGGAGUCUGCGGUGGGGCAGUUUUCCUCGUCAGGCUUCAUCACUCUCUUCAGCGUCUCUCCAAUGUUCAGAGGUGUCGCCUAUACGAAGGUGCUGGUCAACCUCAUAGCCUCAAGUUACUAUGGGAUGGUCGUGGCUUACCCUGUGGUGUUCCUGGUCUACUCCCUGGGCUCCUCCGUCCCCUGGGAAAGCUGUGAUCACCCCUGGAACACCCCCCAUUGCUUCACCCCAGGGGAGGGAGAAGGAACUCGACUCUCCCUUCUCGACUCUCUCAACGCCUCCAGCGCUCAACACGACAAGCUGGUCUUUCCUGCCGACGACUUCUUCCACAACAAGGUCCUACAGAUAUCAGGAGGCAUCGGGGAACCUGACGGCAUGGUGUGGUAUCUUGUGGGGGCGUCAGCGCUGGUUUGGUGCUCCGCCUUACUCUGCAUUAUCAAGGGCGUCAAGGUGCUCGGGAAGGUGGUGUGGUUCACGGCAACCUUCCCCCUGGUGAUGCUGGUGAUCCUCUUUGCGCGCGGCGUGACCCUGCCCGGCGCCUGGAUUGGGAUAAGUUACUACAUCGUCCCAGACUUCAACAGACUCCUGGAACCUGGUGUGUGGGUUGACGCCGCCGUGCAAGUCUUCUACUCCUUCGGCGCUGGCUGGGGUACCAUUCCCACGAUGUCCUCGUUCAGUAGAUUCAAUAACAACUGCAUAAGAAACUCCAUCAUUGUCCCAAUCAUCAACGCCAGCACUUCGAUCUUCGCGGGCUUCGUCGUGUUCUCCGUCCUGGGCUUUCUGUCGAGGGAGUUGGGGACGAGUGUGGCGGAGGUGACGACAGCUGGUCCAGCCCUUGCCUUCGUCACGUACCCUCAGGCCCUGGCGUUCAUGCCCAUGCCCUCCCUGUGGUCCUUGCUCUUCUUCCUCAUGCUCUUCUUCCUCGGCAUAGACUCAGCGUUCGUGCAGAUGGAAUCGUUGGUGGUGGCGCUGGUGGACGCCUUCCCCAAGCUACGGUCCAGGCGAGGGUUGGUGGCCCUGUCCGUGUGCCUCGUGAUCUUCCUCGGCUCCUUCUUUUGCUGCACAAGGGGCGGGUUCUACGUGCUGCAGCUCCUCGACAAGUACUCCGUGGCGCCCAGUCUGCUGCCGGCGGCCAUCUGUGAAGUACUGGUGCUGUGCUAUGUCUAUGGCGGCGGGCGACUCAUCCGUGACUUCGAGAUGAUGCUUGGCCGGGAGCUGAGCGUGUUCUGGUACAUCUGCUGGGUGGUGUUGACGCCUAUGAUUCUUGGGGCAAUGUUCAUCUCCACUAUGGGCAUGGGCAUUGAUAUAUCCUACCGCGGGUACGUCUUCCCCUACUGGACACAUGUACUGGGUUGGGCCAUCGCGGUCGUCUGCGUCCUCGCCAUUCCCGUCUACAUCAUCUACUACCUCCUCUCCGCUAAGGGCACACUGUCACAGCGGCUGUGGACCGGAUUCACGCCCAGCCCUUCGUGGGGACCCGCCCUGGAGCACCACCGGCAGGAGUGGAUGGAGUACUGCGCCCUCCACCCGCUGCCCAACCGCUUCUUCCACCGCGACUGUGACUGCCGGUCCAGGAAGAGCCGAAAGGAGGAGGUGCUGUCCCCUGAAGAACUCACGGCGAUGACGGUCAAGAUUGUAUAGAGUCCAACACCCUUUCUUUUUUGCGUUCCUUCCUUCACCGUUAGAGGAAAGACAUGAUUUGGAUCCUAGUGAAAGCAAGAGGGAUUGAGAGGCCUUUAGUAUGGGGGUCUUUGGUCUUUAGUUAAGGGAUUGUAUAGAGUUUGGUUAAGGAAUUGUAUAGAGUCCAACACCCUUUCUUUUUACGCUCCUUACUUCACCGUUAGAGGAAAGACAUGAUUUGGACCCUAGUGAAGGCAAGAGGGAUAGAGUGCCUUUAGUUUGAGGGUCUUUGGUCUUUGGUUAAGGGAUUGUAUAGAGUUUGGUUAAGGGAUUGUAUAGAGUCCAACACCCUUUCUUUUUUGCGUCCCUUCCUUCACCGUUAGAGGAAAGACAUGAUUUGGACCCUAGUGAAGGCAAGAGGGAUAGAGAGGCCCUUAGUUUGAGGGUUCCUGGUCUUUAGGUAAGGAUUGAAAGUCUUUAAACCCAUAUUCUUUAACGUAUCGGGCUCCAACACCCUUUCUUUUUGCGUCCCUUCCUUCACCGUAAGAGGAAAGACACGAUUUGGACCCUAAGGGAAGAGUAGUAGAGAGGGCUUUAGUUUGAGGGUCUUUGGUCUUUGGUUAAGGGUUGAAGGGCGUUAGUUAGUUCAAUACGAGCCUUGUAAGGUUUAGUUUGAGGGUCGAAGGUUCAGUUAAGGGUCGAAGGUCGAAGGUCUGGAUGCUGUCAAGUCACGUCGCGGUCAAGUGUGUGUGUGUGUGUGUGUAUGUGUGUGUGUGUGUGUUAGUAAAGAGUUAACUUGCAAUAUCUUCAGUUUCUGCAGGUUUGUUCUCUCAUCACUCCACCAGCAUCCAUUUCGUCUCCUCCCGCCUUUCCCUCUGUCUUCCUUCAUCGGUUCUUCGUUAUCUGGUACAAGAAUUAUGUUACUCUAAUGUCCAUACUCUUUCGACCCUGCUUUCUUUACCCCCGUCAACUGGCCAUGCACUGCCUCUCUCUUCUAAGGCCUCAAUAUCACAACCAGUAUGUGUCACCCAGUUCACAGUAUCAUCUUUUUCGUUCCUCGUUAUCUGAUGAUGCUAACUUUAGAAUUCCAAUCCGACCAUAUCACUUUUUCUUCCCUCCAUUACCAGCCUCUCUCCUCCAAGCCCUUCACCACACAAGCCGUAUUUAUCACCGAGUUCACAUUACCAGAUUGCGUUUUAGAUUGCCUGGUGCAUGGUAGAAUACUGUCACCUUGAUUCUCUUCCAUUCACAGCCUCCAGCAUCUUGCAAUCUCUACCCUCCUAGCUCUUAAACACACAACUCAUGUUUUUUCAUCUCGUUCACAAUAUCCUCAGUGUCCCAUCUCUCCUAUUGUUAACCAGUUCACAACCUAACCAUUCUGCAUCUCAAAACUCAUAUUCUUCACUAGCUCGCACUAAUCCAAACAGUCUAUCACACUUCUCGUCCUUUUUCAACAGUUUACAAUGACCCAAUCAGCGCAACUUACAUUCCAGCCUCUCGUAGGUUCACAUACAUCCCCACAGCCAUAGUUUGCUAAUGUUGGUUGCCCCUGAAAAGAAUGAGGAGGUGUGAGUAUGUAUUGAUGUAGAAGGUCGCGAUUGUGUGAGUGAAACAAAAUAAACGGUUACUAUAAAAAAAAGUAUCCUCAAACCGAUUUAUUUUGUACUUACCGAUAACAAAGAAGGAAAAAAAGAAGGAAAACAAAUAGGUGGGUAUGACUAAUGAUGUGUUUUAGAAUUCAGCGUGUUAGUAAACCAUAAAACUGUAAGUGGUAAGUGUCCGAUAACCGAUUUAUUUUGUACUUACCGAUAACAAAGAAGGAAAAAAAGAAGGAAAACAAAUAGGGAUGAAUGAGCAAUGAUGUGUUUUAGAAUUCAGCGUGUUAGUAAACCAUAAAAUUGUGAGUGGAAAGUGUCCUCAAACCGAUUUAUUUUGUACUUACCGAUAACAAAGAAGGAAAAAAAGGAGGAAAACAAAGAGGGAUGAAUGAGCAAUGAUGUGUUUUAGAAUUCAGCGUGUUAGUAAACCAUGAAACUGUAAGUGGAAAGUGUCCGAUAACCGAUUUAAUUUGUACUUACCGAUAACAAAGAAGGAAAAAAAAGAUGAAAACAAAGAGGGAUGAAUGAGCAAUGAUGUGUUUUAGAAUUCAGCGCGUUAGUAAGCCAUGAAACUGUAAGUGGUAAGUGUCCGAUAACCGAUUUAUUUUGUACUUACCGAUAACAAAGAAGGAAGAAAAGGAGGAAAACAAAGAGGGAUAAAUGACUAAUGAUGUGUUUGAGAAUUCAGCGUGUUAGUAAACCAUAAAAUUGUAAGUGGAAAGUGUCCGAUAACCGAUUUAUUUUGUACUUACCGAUAACAAAGAAGGAAGAAAAGGAGGAAAACAAAGAGGGAUAAAUGACUAAUGAUGUGUUUGAGAAUUCAGCGUGUUAGUAAACCAUAAAAUUGUAAGUGGAAAGUGUCCGAUAACCGAUUUAUUUUGUACUUACCGAUAAGAAUGAAGAAAGAGAACAGUAGGUAUAGCAAACAACUACGAAUGUGUUAUAGAAUUCAGAGCGUUAGCAAACCUUAAAACUGUUAGUGUUAAGAAUCCCAAAAUCUUAUAAAUAACAUAAUUGAAAUCCCACCUGUUGUCCAAUCUACCUCGCUCGCUCCCUACCUACCUACCUACCCAUACCCUCCCCUCCCUCCCCCCCGCCCAGGUAAGAGCCCUAGGGUACACCUGUUAAUUAGCUGCUGAUUACGUGUUCAUUACCUGUUGCGGCGAAGGUGUGCUCACGGCGCCGAGGCAACGAGGAAAAAGGGAAAGAUUUUUAUCCCAACGAAAUAAAGAGAACUCGAAUUGUG